AUGAUUUUACUUGAAGUACAUAAUCGUAUAAUUGAAGAAUUAUUAACACUUCAAAUUGAAGCAUUUUUACGUAAAGAAAAAUUAGUCGAACUUAAAACUGAUGUUGUUGAUUUUGAUGGUGCACUUUAUCGUGUAACAAGUUCACGUGACAAACCAUUUACUGUUAGCAUUAAAUUAAAAUUUUUUCGUGAUUUAGAACAAUAUGGUACAGAUGAAGUUCUUCGUCGAGAAUAUGGUGAUCUGCUUGUAGCACCUUUAGAAGGUUAUAAUGUAACAUUAUCAUUAGAUUUUAAUACACAAUUACCUAAAGGUGAUAGUAAUGAUGUAUGGGCACCACUUGUUCGUAAAAUUGCAAUGCUUAAACGAAAUUGUUUUGCGGCUGUUUUUGAAAAAUAUUUUGAAUAUCAAGCGAAACAAGAAUCAACAAGUAUUAGUCAUAAACGAGCUGUUAUACAUUAUCGUGAUGAUGAAACAAUGUAUGUUGAUGCAUCAUCUGAUCGUGUUAUUGUUAUUUUUUCAACUGUAUUUAAAGAUCCAGAUGAUAAUGUUAUUGGUCGUGUUUUUAUGGAAGAAUUUAAAGAACGACGAAGACAAUUUCAACAAGCACCUCAAGUUAUUGUUAGUUAUCGUACACCACCAGAAGAAUUAAAGGAUAUGCAUGAUGCUCGUGUAGGUGAUAAUAUUGGUUAUUUAACUUUUGUUCUUUUCCCACGUCAUACAAAGGCAGCAGCACGUGAUAAUACAAUUAAUCUUAUUCAUACACUUCGCAAUUAUUUUCAUUAUCAUAUUAAAUGUUGUAAAGCAUAUUUACAUGCACAUAUGCGUCAUAAAACUAAUGAAUUUCUAAAACGUCUUCAAUUAGCUCGACCUGAAGUUAAGAAAAAUUUUCGACGUGGUCCCAAUGCAACUGGUACAUAA
Messenger RNA from Rotaria sp. Silwood2, 918 nucleotides. The record is from the annotation of a GenBank genome assembly. NCBI's taxonomy places the organism in Eukaryota, Metazoa, Rotifera, Eurotatoria, Philodinida, Philodinidae.